This is a messenger RNA of Abrus precatorius (Indian licorice), 537 nucleotides long. RefSeq names its product histidine-containing phosphotransfer protein 4-like. Gene Ontology annotation, biological process: phosphorelay signal transduction system; phosphorylation; cytokinin-activated signaling pathway. The transcript has 6 exons. Bases 55 to 510 code for a protein of 151 amino acids. Gene Ontology annotation, cellular component: nucleus; cytoplasm. The record is from RefSeq and is a predicted model, not a curated record. Gene Ontology annotation, molecular function: protein histidine kinase binding; histidine phosphotransfer kinase activity. Lineage: Eukaryota; Viridiplantae; Streptophyta; Magnoliopsida; Fabales; Fabaceae.
CACCCUUCAUUCACUGUAAUUUUCCUUUGCCUUCUCUCUUCACAUUUUCUUCUAAUGGAUAGAAACCAAUCCCGGAGGCAAGUUGCUGCAAUGAAACAAUCCCUCUUUGACCAGGGAUUACUGGAUGAACAGUUUAUCCAGCUGGAAGAAUUGCAGGAUGAUGCUAAUCCUAACUUUGUUGAGGAAAUUGUGACUCUUUACUACCGUGAUUCAUCACGGCUUAUCUCAAACAUAGAACAGGCUCUCAAGGAGAGGAACCCUUUGGAUUUCAACAAACUGGACACACUUAUGCAUCAGUUCAAAGGAAGCAGCUCAAGCAUCGGAGCCAAAAAGGUGAAAGCAGAGUGCAAUCUGUUUAGGGAAUAUUGCAGGACAGGAAAUGCAGAAGGAUGCAUGAAGAGCUUCCAACAAUUGAAGAAAGAAUAUGCUUCACUGAGAAAGAAACUUGAAGCUUAUUUUCAGUUGGUGAGGCAAGCUGGGCCGCAAGAAACAGCGUGUCGCUCCAAAUAGAGAGUUAAUGAAAAUUAUAGAUAGGGC